Salpingoeca rosetta is the source of this 921-nucleotide messenger RNA. RefSeq lists its product as uncharacterized. The transcript has 7 exons. The record is from RefSeq and is a predicted model, not a curated record. Lineage: Eukaryota; Choanoflagellata; Craspedida; Salpingoecidae. Bases 1 to 921 code for a protein of 306 amino acids.
AUGCCGGAUGCUGCUGCUGCAACUUUCCCGAUUCAGCUGUCGCUGUUGGAGCGACUGCCUGAGGAUCGUUGGAGGAUGAUGGGCGGUGCACACAUGAUGGAUUGGGAGGAGCAGCUGUGGACACACACGUCCAUGGUCAUGGUGGGUACAUCCAACCACAGCGACGCAGUCAUGCGCAGCUCCGCCAUCUCCGCCAUUGCCAUCGACCGCACAGCCGCCAUCACACUCCGGCCGACACCAGCUCCAAUCUGGCGUGAGGCAGACAUUGCACAUGUCAGUCGCUCUCAUGAAGAGGCGCCCCCUCGACACGUGCCUGUGCAAGGCUUAGCGCAUCAGCUCAGGCACGCAGCUGGUGUUCAGCAAAGAGGGCGGGCGGGGUCUGCCUCGACUACUCCCGGACCCAAGCAUGCAGGCCAAGACAUUGCCGUGCCGGACCCCCGGCAGCCUUCAUCCAGACCGCACGAAACGCGGCAGCCCAGAGCAGACACCAUUGUGCUCGAAAACGCCACCACAACCACAAACGUGCACGACCUCACCACAUUCACGCCUCCGUGGCCUGUUGCUGUUGUUCUUCUCCUUGUUGGUGACCUGCUUCUUUUCCUCCCGCUUGUGCGCGUUCGCCCCGUGUCGGUGCGCGGGCAGAGCCAUGUGCGCCAGGUCAAUAAACGGGAACGUCCUGAGAAACGCCUCCAUGUGCACGGCUGUACUGGCCAUCCCGCACACCCACCACAGAGCUGGUUGCUUGGCGACCCAUCGACUUUGUAUGCGCACGCCGCCGAUGCCCGAGUGCCAACGUGCGGCGGGACAGCGCUGCCUCUCCCUCUCCCCUUCAAGUCCUCAGCUCUCCUCUCAGUCCUUCAGUCCACACCACCCUUGUGUGUGACCACGGUGUGCAUGAGCGUACUCGCCGCCUCAGGCUGA